AUGUCUUCGAGAGAAUUAUCGAAUGAAGAAAUCAAUCUAUUAGAACGAGGUCUCAAAUUCACUCCAACGCCGAAACAGAAUCGAAGUGAACUAAAAACUGACAUUCAGGAAUUUACCAGAAGAAUGCGUCUACUGGAAUUUUUUAACAACCAGCGACCAAAUGAAGAUACUGACAAAUCGUUGGUGAAAAACCCAUCAAACUUUGUACCACCAAAGUCAGAAGAUAGAUACCUCAACAUGUUUAUUGAAGCAACAGCGAACUACCAUAAACACGACACAACGGCGAAGAAAAACAACCUAUCCAGAGCCGAACAAGACGCAUUGGACAAAUUGAAAAACGAUGACACAAUUAUCAUUAAGGAGGCUGAUAAAGGCGGAGCGACCGUGGUCAUGGACAAAACAUUUUAUCGUGCUAAAAUACAAGAAAUGCUGGCCGACAACGAACACUACGCAGAACUGACAGACACGAACUAUGAUGAUAAAUCAUCAAAAAAAUUGGAACACACUUGA
Dendronephthya gigantea is the source of this 510-nucleotide messenger RNA. RefSeq lists its product as uncharacterized. The record is from RefSeq and is a predicted model, not a curated record. The transcript has a single exon. Bases 1 to 510 code for a protein of 169 amino acids. NCBI's taxonomy places the organism in Eukaryota, Metazoa, Cnidaria, Anthozoa, Malacalcyonacea, Nephtheidae.